AUGAAUCAAAAUAAUGAUAGUGUCAUAAUAGAUAAGAAUAUAAAUCAGAAUGAUUUAAAAAUUUUAAAAAUAGCUACUCAGAAUAUAGGAGAAAUAGCAAACAUUACAAAGCAAAUAGAUUGGUUGAAAUUCUGUGAAGAUAAAGACUUAGAUAUAAUUGGACUAACAGAAACCUGCACAAAAGAUGAAAAUUGUAAAUAUAUAUUCAAAAAGGAUACAAUAAAAGAAAUACAAAAGAAAGAUAAAAAUGUCAAUGAAUACAAAUAUUUUUGGGCAAAUGGACAACAAACAAAUG
Molecule: messenger RNA, 295 nt
Organism: Diversispora eburnea
Lineage: Eukaryota; Fungi; Glomeromycota; Glomeromycetes; Diversisporales; Diversisporaceae
Source: the annotation of a GenBank genome assembly